Messenger RNA from Vanessa atalanta (red admiral), 1294 nucleotides. RefSeq names its product exosome complex component RRP45 (gene Rrp45). NCBI's taxonomy places the organism in Eukaryota, Metazoa, Arthropoda, Insecta, Lepidoptera, Nymphalidae. The record is from RefSeq and is a predicted model, not a curated record. The transcript has 7 exons. Gene Ontology annotation, cellular component: cytoplasmic exosome (RNase complex); nuclear exosome (RNase complex). Bases 97 to 1221 code for a protein of 374 amino acids. Gene Ontology annotation, biological process: exonucleolytic trimming to generate mature 3'-end of 5.8S rRNA from tricistronic rRNA transcript (SSU-rRNA, 5.8S rRNA, LSU-rRNA); U4 snRNA 3'-end processing; U5 snRNA 3'-end processing.
GUCAAAACCCAAGUUUUAAAUAUCAAAUAUUUAUAACCUUAAAGUUGUGCUUUUAUAAAACAAUAACUUAUUUUAAUAAUUAAUAAUUAUUAUAAAAUGAAGGAAGCAUUUUUAUCAAAUUGCGAAAAAAGUUUUAUACAAAAGAUUAUAUCAGAAGGACAUCGAUUAGACGGCAGAAACUACAAUGAUAGUCGGAAACUGAGUAUAACAUUUGGUUCUGGAUAUGGUAGCUGUAUCGUCUCACUGGGAGAAACCAGAAUAUUAGCACAAGUAUCAUGUGAAGUUGUUCAGCCAAAACAAAUAAGACCUAAUGAAGGCAUUUUAUAUAUAAAUGUUGAAAUUAGCCCAAUGGCAGCACCACAGUUUGAAGCCAAUCGUCAAACAGACCUCACGGUUUAUCUCAACAGAUUAUUAGAGAAAUGCUACAAAGAUUCAAAAUGUAUUGAUCUUGAAUCACUAUGCAUAGUUGUUGAAGAGAAGGUUUGGUCAUUAAGAGUUGAUAUAAAAGUAUUAAAUCAUGACGGGAACCUCAUAGAAUGUGCGAGUAUAGCUACAUUAGCUUCAUUAGCCCACUUCAAGCGUCCAGAUGUAACCCGAAGUGGGGAAAAUGUCAUAAUUCACACAUUAGCAGAAAAGGAUCCAAUACCAACUGUGUUAUAUCACUACCCAGUGUGUUCAACUUUUGCUAUAUUCAGUAAUAACAUUCUUAUAUCAGAUCCAAGUUUCAUUGAAGAAUCUGUGUGUACAAGUAAUUCAGAGGAGGGAAAUAUAAAUGGAGGACUACUUGUGGUUGGCAUGAAUCAAUACAAGGAACUUUGUUUAUUAAACCUCAGUGGAGCUGCAAUAUAUAAUACAAACAUUGUGCAUAGAGCUACACUCAGUGCCGCAGAUAAGUGUAAGAGUAUUGUUGAUUUGAUUAAGAAGACAAUUAUAGAUGAUGAUAAUUUAAGACAGAAGAGGGCUAAAAUUAACUUUGGCGCCAUCAUAACAAGUAAUCAUUUGCAAUCAUUGAGCAGAAAAGAUCUUAGCAUAUGCCUUAAGAACUUUGAUGUCAAAGAACAGACGUUACAAAAUGAUACAGCAGACGUUAUGGAUGUUGAAAUAAACAUGGAGCCCAGCAAAUAUGACGUCGUACAAUCACUACCACAGACGGCAGAAUUAAAGGCGAAGAAGGGUGCUUCGUCCUGGAUAGAAAUAUCAUCGGAAUCAGAAGAAGACUAAAAUCAGACACAAGUUUGUCAAAUAAAAUGUAAUAAAAGUUACAUUUUACUGCUAAUAAAAUCUCUUAAUAGUA